Sinocyclocheilus grahami is the source of this 512-nucleotide messenger RNA. RefSeq names its product asialoglycoprotein receptor-like 1 (gene asgrl1). The transcript is spliced from 3 exons. The annotation marks the transcript as partial. The record is from RefSeq and is a predicted model, not a curated record. Lineage: Eukaryota; Metazoa; Chordata; Actinopteri; Cypriniformes; Cyprinidae.
CAAAUUAUUUAUAUUGGACUUGGAAACCUGCCUGAUUUCAGAUUUAUUUUUAUCAUAUGUGUUUGUACAGGUCCCUGUCAGGAAGACUGGGUGUUUUAUGAAGACUCAUGCUACUUUCAGUCUUCAUCAAAGAAGAGCUGGCAAAUUGCUGAGAAAAACUGUGUGGAGAAAGGAUCACACUUAGUGGUUGUCAAUGACCUGGCUGAGCUUGACUUCCUGUCUUCAAUCGUGAAGUUGUCUGAGAGCUACUGGAUCGGGCUUGUUGAGAAAGAAGAGGGACAAUGGAGCUGGGUAGAUGGAACAGACUAUAGUACUACUGAACACCACUGGGAUGUAGGUCAACCAGAUGACUGGGAUGUCCGUGUGAAUGGUGAGGAUUGUGGGCAGCUUCACGCUCGGAUAACUGUGGACAGACGGAGGCUGUGGAAUGAUGCGGACUGUACGAUUUCUUUCCCUUACAUCUGUGAGGGCAAACCCAAGAGCCACUGACAAACAUCAACUAACCUCCUAAA